AUGAGUGGCAUUCAUCGAUUCCUUACCCGUCGCGAGCGAAAUAACAGGAAUGCAAAGCAGAACAAGGAUGAGGCCUCGACGAUACUAUCCCGUCCUCUUUUCAGCGGAUUUUUCGCAUCCGAUCGCAGGCCAGAGCCAGACCAAGAAGAGCAGAAAAAGCUGAAGAUACUGGGGCGCCGCAUCGCACAACUUGGCUAUACUGGCUUGAAGGAAGAGCACUUUGAGUAUGCGCUCCAGUCCGCUCACGGAGACAUAGAGAAAGCGUUUGAUCUGCUCCUCAUCUUGGAGGAUUCGAUUGAGGGUAUAAUCAGAGCGUACACUCCGAGUACAAAGCUUCUUGGAGCAGUCAACCGACAGGGUGUUACCUGCUACCUGGACGCAUUGCUGUUCGCGAUGUUUGCUCGUCUAGAUUGCUUCGAAGCGAUCCUAUACAAGUCGUUUAACGACGAACCUCGUCGCAAGCUCUCAAUAUUGCUAAGACUCUGGGUCAACAUGCUGCGCUCAGGAAAGCUCAUAACAACAGACAUUACCAAGCAUUUGCAGGAUGCGCUCGCUGAAUGUGGCUGGGAAGAUGCAGCUCAGCUUCGCCAGCAAGAUACUUCAGAAGCCUUCACGUUCAUCACAGAAAAGUUAGAGCUGCCUCUACUCACGCUAAAGAUGGAUAUCUAUCACACUGGAAAGGAGGAUGUGAGCAGCGACCACAAAUUUGUCAAUGAGAGAUUGCUGGAGGUCGCGAUUCCUGAGCCUGUCGAUGGGAAGACGGUGACACUGGAGGAUUGUCUGGAAUCGUAUUUCAACAAUAGGAUUGAGGUCAAGCGCCACCUUGAGCGACGCAAUACUGUCGGCUCGACCAGAUCCUUCGAUUCCACGUCCAAAGGCUUUACAUCACAUAUCGAGACUGUUGAGGUCACCCCGUCUCCUGCGACUUCUCCAACUCAGUUGACUCCACUGCGACCCGACGACUCAGCGCCAUCAACGCCCAUAAUAACACAGUCAGAAGUAAGUGGCUCAAGCACGCCUCGAGGCGCCCACAUGCGGCGGACCAGCAUCGUUCAAGAACGAUUCGUACCUGACUCAGAAGACGGAGCAAACGCUGACGGUGGCUCUACCACGAAGAGUCACUCCGGAAGAGGAUCUUACAGGAAGGAAGUUAUGAUGCCCGCGUGGCAAUUCUUCAGUCUGAUACCUUGGUACACAGAUAACACCCCAACGAGCGAUGCCCAGGUCGCGGCGCAUUUUUCGUCGAAGAGACCAAUACUAGGCAUGUGCUUAAAACGUUAUUCCAUGCUUCCGAAUGGGAAAGCUGUCAGACUGAGCACAUACGUCGAUAUACCCACGGAAAUUGGGCUUCCCCACUUCAUUCAAGACGACAAUAUGGACGCAGACGGUCCCAUUUAUGGAAACUUCAAGCUGUCUUUGCAAGCGUUGGUUUGCCAUCGAGGUAACUCGGUUGACUCAGGGCAUUACAUUGCUAUUGUCAGAGGCACUAGUGCUGGCGCACUUCCUGCCAGCUCUCACGGAUCGGAGCCGGCCUCAGACGCUCCUAGAUACUGGAUGCGCUUCGAUGACCUGGCAGAGGAACGCGUUACCCUCGUCGACAUUGAGCAAGCGCUGAAACUCGAGUCUCCAUAUCUCCUGUUCUAUCAGAUACUGCCCAUAAAUGAGGAUGCCGCAGAAGCAAAUCUGGCCAGCAAAGUUCCUUCCUCCGAUACAUCGGAAGAUAUCGGUGAACUAGAUGCCGCGGGGAUUGUGCGGAAGCUCCAGACAUUGUCGACAGAUAAUACUGAUUUUGAACUUCCAUCAGGAUAUGUUUCUGGCCGGCCAAGUGUCGAAAUUACCACGCCAGAGGACCCUGCAAUUGGACUGACGGAUGUGAAUGGAAGGCAACAAAGCGCAGCCUUUUCGAAUCACGGCGAUUCAACCAAUAAUCUCCAAGUGCAUCCUGUCUCUUCAAAGUCGCCACGGAUCCUGCCAAAGGACUUAGAAGACAAAAAUGCCUUUUCGUACUCCAGACGCGAGUCCCGAUCAACCAGAAGUAAACCUACCAGUCGUGCCGGGAGUCAAACUAGCGAAAACAGAAUUAGUGCAACAUUCUCUCGCUUCACGUCACGCCGCAGCAAAGAAAAGUUCACCAGUGACGGCUCUGCGGAAGAUGACGUCGACGAUUUUGCUGUGGACAAUGACCUGGCCGGUCAAACUGGAGAGAUGUCUGCGGGAAUCAGUAGGGAAAGCAAAGAAAAGAGUCCCAGACGUUCCAAGGAUCGCGAGCGUUCUAAAGGCAAAGCGAAGGAUCGGUCGCGAGAAAGAUUUGGAAGAAAGCUGGAACGGGAGUGCAUAGUUAUGUGA
Molecule: messenger RNA, 2346 nt
Organism: Aspergillus fischeri NRRL 181
Lineage: Eukaryota; Fungi; Ascomycota; Eurotiomycetes; Eurotiales; Aspergillaceae
Product: ubiquitin C-terminal hydrolase family protein
Exons: 5
Coding region: 1-2346 (781 amino acids)
Biological process (GO): protein deubiquitination
Cellular component (GO): nucleus; cytosol
Molecular function (GO): cysteine-type endopeptidase activity; cysteine-type deubiquitinase activity
Source: RefSeq, a predicted model, not a curated record